Paramecium pentaurelia is the source of this 1302-nucleotide messenger RNA. Lineage: Eukaryota; Ciliophora; Oligohymenophorea; Peniculida; Parameciidae. The record is from the annotation of a GenBank genome assembly.
AUGUUAAUAUUUCUCUUUUAUUAUGCAUAUUCAUAAUUCAUACAAGAUGGGAUAUAAAUUUUGGAAAAAGGAAUGAAAAUGUCUUAAGAUAGAUAUUUAGUAUAUUUUAAUUGUCCAAAAAGUUUGGAUUCAAUUUGUAAUAAGAGAUUAUCUUCUAUUUCAACAUAAGAUUAAGAAAUUAUAGAUUAUAUUUAACUUUAAGUAAUAUAUUAUAAAUAAAUAGGCUUAAUAAGUGUUGGAGUAAUUAGAGCCUGAAUAAAAUAUACAUUAAUAUUAUAAUAAAAAUAUUAAUCAAUUAUUUUAAGAAAUAGUUAUAUAUGAUCAAAAUGAAGAUUUACUUUCAUUCAAAUUUGAAUUUAGUUAAUUUUAUUAGAAAAAAGAAUUAUAAAGAAUUUAGUAAAAGUAUUACAUAGACUCAAAAAAUCGAUCAGUUAUUUUAAUGAAUAAUAAAAAUAAUAGUUUGUAAGAAUUCAACACAACAAUAUAUAUGAAAUUUUAAGAUCUUUAUAUUCCUUCUAGAAAUAAUAUUAUUGAUUAAUAAUUUGGAUCAAUUAAUAUAUUAUAUCCUCCAGAUAGUUUUAAUAUAAGAACUUUAGAUUAAAAUGGAUUUAUCUAUUUUACUAAACCAAUAUAUUUAACUUAAUUUUAUGCAUAUAGUUACAAUAUUAAUUCAAUAAUUAGUAUUAAUUAUGAUAACUAAACAAUUAAGCAGGUUUCUAUUCCUGUAAAAAAUUAAUGGGUUUUAGUAAUUGGUCCAACUGGAUAUUUAAUUAAUAAUAUAACUGUUGCUAAAUAGAUACAUAUUGAUUCAAUUCUUAUUAAAGUAUAGAAAUAAACAUUUACAAAAUAAUAAAUUAAAACUUUAGUAAUUGAAAAGCUUUUAGAAAAAUAUUAUUUAUUACACUCAGAAUCAUUAUUAAAUACAUUAAAAAUAGAGGAGGAUUAAAAUUCUGAAGAGCCUAAUAAAUAAAAGGUUAUUACAACUACAGAUGAUUUAUAUUAAUAAACAAUAAAAGUAUUUUUAGAAUUCUUAGAUAUAAUAUUGAUUAAGAUUAAACAAAUAAAAAAAUAAAAAUAAUUAGAAUCAUUGACUUAAGAUUAAAUUCAAGAUAUUUUGUAAGAUGUAUGUAAGUAUUUGAUAAUAAAAAGAUUGAAAAUGAGAUGACAUAAAAUGAAAUCUUGAUAUUUUAGAGUUUAUUUUAGAAUUUUAUGGUAGAGAAAUAUAAUGAGAAUGAUAUUAUGUUAAUGUAUUAAAAGUUACUUUAAAUAGACCAAGGAUUAUAAGAUAAAAAAAAAGAUUGA